This is a messenger RNA of Monomorium pharaonis (pharaoh ant), 6501 nucleotides long. It is a transcript of the gene yem, whose product is annotated as yemanuclein. Gene Ontology annotation, cellular component: nucleus. The record is from RefSeq and is a predicted model, not a curated record. Bases 2152 to 4965 code for a protein of 937 amino acids. Lineage: Eukaryota; Metazoa; Arthropoda; Insecta; Hymenoptera; Formicidae. The transcript has 12 exons.
GAGAGAGAGAGAGAAAUAGUGCGCGACACACACGGCGUGAACGUGUGUGUCGUACACGGAGGUCUCUUAUUUCACGCGCGCGCGAGAGAGCGUGCUGCGGGACUCUCCUUUCUGAAUUGUAGAUCGAUGCACCGGAGAAAGGGAAAGAGAGAGGAUUGCUCGUGACCGUCAACACGUAUCGAGUACGCCGCUCGAGACGCGUGUCACGCGUUCAUACCUCCUCCCCACGUGUGACAUAUAAUUCCGAUGUAAUGUAAAAUAAAUAAAUAAAACUCGAAUUAAUCUAAUCUGUUUCUUUUCCCGACAGUUGGCGAGUGUUCAAACAGCCGUUUCUGCUUUCGUGGGAUGCAUUCGCGAAUAAGUACGAUCCUGUGCCACACUGUUGAUCCGGGACGAUUCGGGACUAUCUUUUCCAUCUUUUGUAAAUAAAUCGAAACGGUUUUAUGAACAUUAUCGGACGGCUUUGCCGAAUAUGCUUCGCGUAUCGUUAAAUAAAGUAUAAUUUUAUUUUCGGGACAUUCGCGCGCGCACAAAUUAUUCAGGUUCGUCGCGCCGCUUUACAAUCGCUCUUUGUGUCUCGCGCGACGGCGACGGGUUUGAUGGGACGAAAGGCGAGAAAUGUGCGUGUUCGCACUCGCUCGUUCCCUUGUCGCCUAGGCCAUCCUUUCCUCCGGCCCACGCGUCGCGAUCGCUUCAUUUCCAUCGAUGGCCGCGCUCGUUGCCGCGCGUGCAAUUUGCAACUUUGUUUUGAUCGCGCACGUGUUUCAAAAACGUGGCACAAAUUCGCGUCGGCGAAUCAAAUUUCCGAGUGGCGGGGGCGCGCGUUUCGAAAAUUUGCGCAAAUGUAAAGUCCAUGAUUAUACGCAGCCGUCCGUGGGAUGAUUUUAAUUGUGCUUUGCGAUUCGAGCGCGAAAUCGGUGUUCCUGAAAAUCGAACGUUGGUCUCUCGUCGCUUGACAAAAGGCCACGUUCAAUAGGCUUGUUUUAAUUUUUUAACUACUCUCAUUCUCUCUCUUUCUCUUUCUCUCUCUCUUUCUCUUGUAUUAUUUCAUCACCGUUUCGUCGCGCUCGCGUUUUCUUUUCCAUUCAAUUUCACUCUGAAUUUUUUAAUUCAUCAAACGAUGAAAUCUCGUUUCGUGUUACUGGGUUAACUCCAUAUCUUUUUUUUUUGUUAAGAAUUCCAAUAAUAACCGCAAGCGGUGGAGCAAUGUGGGGGAAAAGCGAUACCGCGUGUUAUAUCUCAUCGAUUGAUUGAGCAACUAAUUGGACGAUUAACAAGGCUGAUUUGAGACACGUUUGCGUAGGGAAAAAAAAAGAAAUAGGGGACAACCAAUUCUCGAUCGUCAAUAGCUGCGUCUUGCAGGCAGGAUCAAUCGCUUGAUUCGGCGUCUCUUCGAUAGGGGAACAGGAGACCGUAGGAGGUGGUUCGCGACGCGACGCGAAGGAAAGCGCGCGUGAAAUCACAAGGACGACACUCCCGUUUUAUGCGCUCCUGGUAUCGGUGGACAUUCAUCCAGCACCCUUUCGGAGCCGAGGCGUCCAUUCCAGAGCUCCUAUAUGUCAUCUCUAUUCUUCCCUUAGAUUUUUAUCCCUUUCGCCAUGGAAAACAUGAUAAUCUUGCGAAAAUCUUGGGAGUAAAGACUAUGAUUACAAUUUUCGAUGAAAAAUAAUGCGAAUUAAAUCACGGACUAUUCCUUAUUAAUCCUUACAUUUUGAAAAUAAUCGAGAUUUUUUUAUUUAUAACUUUUGCUGUAAUUUAGAGAUAUUAGGUCAUUCAUAGUUAAAUGGAUUUUAGCAAUUUUGUAGUUAUCGUUUAGGAGAAAUAAACAUAAUAGAAAUAAUGGAUUUUUACCGAUAAAUUUCAUAUACGUUGAUUGUGAAACGCCUCUCAAUGCCUCUCGUCAUUAUCAACGAUAUAUUCAAACUGGAUUCGAGUGCUUAUACGACUACGUGUACAGAUAUGGUCUAUUCUCUCUGAUCGAUCUGAAUUUUUUAUAAAUUAGUGAAAGUAGUACAGAGAGCGAAGAGCGAGAGCGAUUUGAUUGUGUAUUACUAGAAAAAGCGGCGGAAAGAACAAAAGAGGGGAGAUGAGAACGCGACCAAUGGACUGGACCCGUUCGACGACGACGAUGACGAGGAUAAGCUUAGAGAUAUGGCGAGACGGUUUGAGGCGAAAUAUGGAACAUCCACUAUGGGAAAGAAAAGGCACAAGUAUGACGAUUACGUAGACUUGGGUGCGGGAUAUGACGAAAAUGACUCUUUCAUCGACAAUACUGAUGCUUAUGAUGAAAUCGUACCCGAAGAGAUGACUACAGCGCACGGAGGUUUCUAUAUUAAUUGCGGAGCUCUCGAGUUUAGAGCAGCUGAUAGACGUUCGUUAGUCCAUAACAAUAACAACAACAACAACAACAACAACAACAACAAUAAUAAUAAUAAUAACAGUGAUGAUGAGGAGAGUAGUGAAAGUAGCGAGGAGGAUACUGAAGAUGUAGAUAGUCCUAAAAGAGAAGAUAAACGAACCAUUAGCUCUUCGGAUGACGAUGAGACAGAGGAUAUUACUGGUGAUAACCCGCGAAAAAGACGGAAAAUUGAAGAAAAUAACGAGAAAAAAGUUAAUCACGAACAUAAUAAAAAAAGGAAAAAGCCGCAAAAUCAUCAGACGCAGGACGCACAACAGCAAAAUUCUCAACAAGAUUUGGAGCUUUUGAGACGGAAGGAAAAGAACGAGACGACAGAUGCUGAGGGAGGUACAGCUUCAGAAGAUCAAGAAGAGAAGAAAAAGUCUGAUAAACCAGAGAAAAAUAAAAUAAUUGAGAAAAAGUUUGAUAUUAAAAAAUUCGAAAAGAAAUCAUCCAAUAGUAACGGAUAUGAUGUGAAGAAAAUAGAUCUAAAAAGAUUGGAGGCUAAAGACAGCAAUAUUGAUGAUGCGAUAGAGAGUGUCGUCAAUGCUGCUAGAGGAAUCGAAGAUGAAUCGAGUCGCGAUACAAUGGAUUCGGGAAAAUCUCGUGCUUACCUUUGUGUUGAAUCUGACGGAGAGGAAAUGGAAAAUAAGGAGGCGUCUUUACCUGAGAAUCUACCCGAUGAUAUAAGAGAUAUAGUAAAUAAAUUAAAAAUUCAAGCGGAAAACAGCAAAGACGGCAAAAGUAAAUUCUUUAAUAGCACAGUUAACGAAAUACUCUUUAAUUUAGAGAAGAAACUGCGAAUAUUGAAUUCGCCUAGUAUAAGAUUACAAACCUAUGGACAUCUUGUGCGGUUUUUACCUUGUAGCAAAAUUACUCUUCUUAGUAGGGCUAAGAAGCUUUAUUUAAAAGACGCCGAUCACAGAGUGAAUGAACCGAUGCAAAAAUUAAAGGUGCUCAUUGAUAAUGUUAUGCCUUCAGUUAUGGACAAAUACAUGAAGGAAUGUCAGAAAGUUGCUGAUGAAAAUCCUCAAUUAUACUGGGAGAUAUAUCGGUACUGUUGGGGUUUUGAAGGAACUCCUGCAGACGCGGAGAGCAGCGAUGAGGAAGAUGGUUCAUCUAAAAAUAUGGAAAAGCCGAAAAUACCACGGAAACGAUUUCCAUGGACUGACGAAGCAAAAAAACUCGUUCUUGAAAUUGCAAACGCCAGGAGACAUUAUUUCAAAAUUCUCAGAUCAAGAAAAGAGAGUAUGGAAUCGUUUGUGGCUACUUUUAUAGAUACAAAAGUCUUACCAUUGUGGCCACCCGGAUACGUGCGAUUGCAAACUUUGCUAAAAUAUGCUAGUCCAGUUGAACCCGCCAUUAAGAAGAAAUUGAAGAAGCCAAAAGAAAUGGUCAGUGCAAACAACGUUACCACUUCUGUCAAUACUCAAGUUUGCAAUGUUGUCACAAAGAACGAUGCAACAAACACGAAUAAUCUUUCAUCUCAAGAAAAUGAGAGGACAAACACGAAUAUGUCCAAAGUUCAGAUCAUCGGUGAAAAUUCGACAAAUUUUGCAAGUCAAACGACAGCGAAGUCUAACGACGUCAAUAUCGAUCGAAAACAACAUAGUAGUAAAUAUAAAGACAAGCAUACAGAGAAUAGUACGAGCCUGCAACAAGAAUGUGCCGCGGUUUCCGCCAAUAAUUUCACAGUUGGUAAAAUUUCUGUAGUACCUACAGCACAACUGAUGGCACAAAAGCCAAUGAAGAGUCACGCUGAGAAAUUUAAUUUCAUGGAUUUAACAAAUAGUUCUCUAUCUAUAACACGUGUUGAUUACGACAAAGUAUCGCCAAAGCUAACUGAAACAAUAAAGGAUAGAGUUUCUAUCACGGCAUGUCCAGAACCCGUGAGUCAUUCUAAAACAAACGAAACUCUUCCAGCUGGACAUCAUUCCAUAUACAGACAAGAUACUUCCUACUCGUCAGGACAGGCCUUAAAACACAGAUUUUUGCAGGAAAAUACUGACGUUAAAUGCGAUAAGAGAUUGGACGAUAAAGAUGUCGACGCAAUGAUCAACAAGACUGACAAAAAGGAGAAAAAACGAGAGCGAUGUGUGGAAGUCAAGCAUAAAUCGUCGCACGAUCAAAAGAAAAGAAAGAAGGAUCACAAGAUGAUUGAGCAACAGACAGGGCCUAUUAACCAAGACCUAGUGCCUAUGCCACAGCAACCGACCCUUUCGAAGGAGGAACAGGAACAAAGACAAAACGAGGAAACGAUUGCUGCAACUAAUUUCCUCAGUCAGAUUAUCAACGACGACUCUUCGCCGCGAGGAUUAACUGAUAAACGGAAAGAUGGUUUUAUUACGGACGAUACCUUGGGUAAUACGAUACAACCAACGGAACAGGAGAAAGAUGUCCAGAUGGUAAUGAGGUCGUUGAAAGAGCUGCAGGAAUUACAAGAAAUGAAAUACUCUCCUAAUAAUUCGCCGGUCGGCAGUACCAUACAAAAACCUGGUAAAUCGAACGCGCAGUAUGUUACUUAUCAAGAAGAUUAUCAAAGAUUAUAUCUCAAGAAGGAGGUCUAAGGAAGGAAUGAUAGAAAUAAUGUAUGUUAUCGCCUGUUUGAAGUUUUUUUUUUCUAGGAAAGAUAUAGUGAUGAUCGGUUAGUUUUGCGAAGGAUAAUGGACGGAACUCUCGAUAUAUUUAUAUAUUUACGUUUUGUUUUGUACGAACGUUGUAGCGAAGGCUGACAGAAAUUUCUUCCACUUGUAUGAACCCGUCGCUAUUGGCGAUAAGAAUGCAAAUUAAAAUGCAUGCAGAUGUCGAAUAUAGGUUUAUAGCGAUCAUACUGUGUAUGUCGUGUGUAAGGAUUUUUAAAAUAUUUUCAAACAAAAACCGCCAAAUUAUGUACAUACAUUAUAAAUUCGCUAGCGGUAGAAUUUCGGUUGUAUGUGUACAGUAUAAGUAUAUAAAUUAUAAAAUUCUAGAGUACUCAAAAGAGAUGUGGAUAUACUUGACAAAUGAACAACGAGCGAACAGCGAGCGCAAAGUUGAAAUUAAAAUGUCUAUCAAUUUUGUAAUAGAAUUAAAUGUGAAUUAAAUUUUGUUUAUAUUUACUAAGCAUAUAUGUUUUCAAGGGUAAUAAAAAUUAUAUUUGCUCUCCGUUCGUUAUUUGUUCGGUAUAUGUAUAUCGUAAUAAGUAUUUAUGUAAAUAAAUGAGUGCAGCGUCCAGUCGCUCCGUGAAUUGGGUGUUAUCCAACAAUUUUAUUUUCAUUUAUUCGACGAGCCAUCUGUAAUUUUGGCGAUUUGGUGACAUUUACUUUUGGCUACAUAUAUAACAUUUUAUUUUAAUCAUAAAUGUAAGCAUUAAAUGCUUUCUUUUUUAAAAAUAACGUCGCAGUAGAAACGAAUGUAUUAUUGAUAUUCGUAAACUUACGCUUUGCAUUUUCUUUAAUUACUUUUUAAUCACCCUGCGUCACAGAGCGAGAAAAAAGAUGUCUUAUGUACUGUUCAUUCUUGUAUUUUGGUUGUCAUUUCUCAUCGCAAUAUAUAUGAACUUAAACGAAAAGAAAACGAUUAAUUCGGUAUAUCUAUUAAUUUCUUGAAAUUGCUUUAUUGCCUUCCAUGAUAUGAUAAUUAUGAUUAUAACAGAUGGCGAUCUGCUAUAGAUAAUAAUUAUAAUUAUAUACGGAUUGGCGAUUGCACAGAACAAAUUAGAAUGCGAAACUGCGGUACUGGAUACGCGCAUCAUUUGGUAGGAACAAAAGGUCGUAACACUUCCACUGUACAUUAUCUUUGCGCCGAAUCUUUUUUUGUCGUAACAUCACAAUAAAAUGUAACUUCAAUGCUUCAUAGUGUUGGAGGAGGGAGUGCGAUUAUCACUAGAUUAGCUCAAGAAGGUACAUGCAAGCAUCCGUUGCUUUCUCAACUUGCAGAUUUGUGUGGCUUUGUAUGUGGCUUGACUGAACAAUAGAUACAUUAGAUAGUGCGAAGAGAAAGAAAGUGCGAGAGGACGUUGUGUGAGAAAGAGAUGUCUAGCGAGACGAUGAGUACGUGAGAGAGCGAGAGAGCGAGAGACAACUAGAAUAUUUUUGGAACACAUAAAGAUGAUUAGUACUGUA